This is a messenger RNA of Danaus plexippus (monarch butterfly), 9330 nucleotides long. RefSeq names its product spectrin beta chain (gene beta-Spec). The coding region runs from base 302 to 8116 and encodes 2604 amino acids. Gene Ontology annotation, molecular function: phospholipid binding; actin filament binding; structural constituent of cytoskeleton. The transcript has 39 exons. Lineage: Eukaryota; Metazoa; Arthropoda; Insecta; Lepidoptera; Nymphalidae. Gene Ontology annotation, cellular component: cell projection; cortical actin cytoskeleton; spectrin. Gene Ontology annotation, biological process: actin cytoskeleton organization; neuron development. The record is from RefSeq and is a predicted model, not a curated record.
GAUCUUUGCCUUGCCUUCCCUUCGACGCCGUUUGUACUCGUAGACACGGAUGAAAAUUUGGACGAAACCUAUAUGAAUGGUGAUUAUUUAUAAGCGUCGUAUUGAAAAAGUGAUCGUGUUAUGACUUUAUGAAGAAAAUUCGUUGAAAAAUAUUCAUUUAUAUUUUACUUGACCUGGGUUCUGAAUAAGGCCUGGAAGCUAGUGAUUCUGUGUGUGAAGUUUAUGUGUGUCAACUGUGCUUGAAGCAUUGCUUCUUCAUAAUUUUUGAUCUAGUUGCGUGGCGCGGUGAGAUCCUGCCGUGAUGACGACCGACAUCACGGUGUCCCGCUGGGACCCGUCCGUCCGCAGCGGACAGGAGAUCAUAGACGAGUACGAUGGCGGCAAUUCCUCAUCAAGGCUAUUCGAACGAUCGCGUAUUAAAGCGCUCGCAGACGAACGAGAAAGUGUACAGAAGAAGACCUUUCAGAAAUGGGUGAAUUCUCACCUGGUGCGUGUGGGAUGUCGCAUCAAUGACCUGAAUGUGGAUAUGAGGGAUGGGAAAAUGCUCAUCAAACUGCUGGAAGUGCUGUCCGGGGAGAGAUUGCCUCGCCCAACAAAAGGCAAGAUGCGAAUCCAUUGCCUUGAGAACGUCGAUAAAGCUUUGCAGUUCCUGCGUGAACAGAGAGUCCACCUCGAGAACAUGGGCUCCCAUGACAUCGUCGACGGGAACGCCAGGCUCAACCUGGGUCUUAUAUGGACCAUCAUAUUGAGAUUCCAGAUCCAAGAUAUUACCAUCGAGGAAACAGACAACAAGGAGACCAAAUCGGCAAAGGACGCGCUGCUGCUGUGGUGUCAGAUGAAGACGGCUGGCUACAACAACGUGAACGUACGCAACUUCACCACGUCCUGGCGCGACGGACUCGCCUUCAACGCCAUCAUACACAAACACAGACCCGAGCUGAUACAAUUCGAGAAGCUGCACAGGAGCAAUCACAUACACAACUUGAACAACGCCUUCAACGUCGCCGAGGAAAAACUCGGACUGACCAAGCUUUUGGAUGCCGAAGAUAUCGCGGUAGAGCAUCCCGAUGAGAGGUCUAUCAUAACGUACGUGGUGACGUACUACCACUACUUCAGUAAGCUGAAACAGGAGACGGUGCAAGGGAAGCGUAUCGGAAAGGUGGUGGGGAUAGCCAUGGAGAAUGAGAAGAUGGUGCAAGAAUAUGAAUCCCUGACUAGUGAUCUCCUCCAAUGGAUCGAGCGCACAAUCGAAGCUCUGGGUGACAGGACAUUCGCCAACUCCCUGGAGGGAGUCCGCCAACAGCUCAUACAGUUCGCCAACUACCGUACUGUUGAAAAACCACCUAAGUUCGUGGAGAAGGGUAACUUGGAGGUGUUGUUAUUCACGCUCCAGUCUCGCAUGCGGGCUGCCAACCAGAAGCCUUACACUCCUCGCGAGGGGAGAAUGAUCCACGACAUCAACAGGGCCUGGGAGCGACUGGAGAAGGCUGAACACGAACGAGAGCUGGCGCUCCGCGAGGAGCUCAUACGACAGGAGAAGCUGGAACAACUGGCCGCCAGAUUCAAUCGUAAGGCUCAAAUGCGUGAGACGUGGCUGUCUGAGAACCAACGUCUGGUGAGCCAGGAUAACUUCGGCUUCGAUCUAGCGGCGGUGGAGGCGGCCGCCAAGAAACAUGAAGCCAUAGAGACAGACAUCUUCGCUUACGAGGAGAGAGUCCAGGCUGUAGUGGCUGUGUGCUCUGAACUGCAGGCUGAAAGAUAUCAUGAUAUGGAACGUGUCUGCGCGCGUCGUGAUAACGUCCUUCGUCUGUGGGCCUACCUGCUGGAACUGCUGCGGGCGAGGCGCGCCAGACUCGAGCUGUCACUCCAGCUGCAACAGAACUUCCAGGAGAUGCUAUACAUCCUGGACUCCAUGGAAGAGAUCAAGAUGCGUCUGUUGACCGACGACUACGGCAAACAUCUCAUGGGAGUAGAGGACUUGUUGCAGAAACACGCCCUGGUCGAGGCAGACAUCAACGUACUAGGGGAACGAGUCAAGGUGGUGGUGGGUCAAUCCCAGCGGUUCCUGGAGCAAGAGGAAGGCGGUUACCGUCCUUGCGACCCCGCUAUCACUGUGGAGCGGAUACAACAGCUGGAGAACGCGUACGCUGAGCUUGUACAUCUCGCUGUGGAACGCAGGAAGCGUCUAGAAGACAGUCGCAAGCUGUGGCAGUUCUACUGGGAUAUGGCUGAUGAAGAGAACUGGAUCAAGGAGAAGGAACAGAUCGUAUCCGUCGACGACAUCGGACACGACCUGUCCACUGUGUACCUGCUGGUGUCCAAACAUAAAGCGCUUCAAGCGGACGUCGAGGCCCACGAGUUGCAGCUGAUGGAUGCCGCAGCUGUUGGAGACGAACUGGUCGGUCAAGGACACUUUGGAGCCGCUCGUAUACAGGAACGUCUGCGAGAUAUUCUGUCUCAGUGGAACCAUCUCCUGGACGUGGUGCAUCUUCGUAAGAACCGCCUGGACGCGGCGGUACGCUAUCAUCAGCUGUUCGCGGACGCCGACGACAUCGACUUCUGGAUGUUGGAUACUCUCAGACUCGUGUCGUCUGAGGAUACCGGUGUGGAUGAAGCCCAAGUACAGAGUCUGCUAAAGAAACACAAGGACGUCACUGACGAACUGAAGCACUACGCCAACGUUAUACAACAGUUGAAGCAACAGGCGGCCGAGCUUAGUCCCGAGGAUGCUAACAGCACCGAAGUCCAAGAACGUCUGGCCGCCAUAGACUCGCGACACGGCGAGCUGGCGGAGAUAGCUCGUCUGCGCAAGCAGCGCCUGCUAGACGCUCUGUCGCUGUUCAAGCUGUUGGCCGAGGCUGAUGCAGCGGAUCAGUGGAUCGCGGAGAAACACCGCAUGCUGGAUACCAUGCUACCGCCCAAAGACAUAGACGACGUGGAGAUCAUGAAGCAUAGGUACGACGGUUUUGACAAGGAGAUGAACGCGAACGCGAGCCGCGUGGCGGUAGUGAAUCAGCUGGCUCGUCAGCUGGUACACGUGGAACACCCACAGGCGCCGCGCAUUCAGGAAAGGCAACAGGCACUCAACACUGCCUGGAGCGCGCUCCGCGAGAAGGCCGAAGCCAAGAAGGACGAUUUGAAAUCGGCACAGGGCGUGCAGACAUUCUACAUCGAAUGUCGCGAGACUGUGUCUUGGAUCGAGGACAAGAAACGCAUUCUGCAACAGACGGACAACUUGGAGAUGGACCUUAAUGGUGUAAUGACUCUCCAGCGCCGUCUGUCGGGUAUGGAACGGGAUUUGGCCGCCAUACAGGCUCGCAUCGCCUCCCUGGAGAGCGAGGCUUCAGCUAUCGAGAACGAACAUCCGGAGGAAGCUCGGCUCAUCAGAGACAGAGUACACGCCAUCACUGACAACUGGGAAGAUCUCACGCAGAUGCUCAAAGAGCGUGACUCUAAGCUGGAAGAGGCCGGUGACCUGCAUCGCUUCCUUCGCUCUGUGGAUCACUUCCAGGCCUGGCUCACUAAGACGCAGACUGAUGUUGCUUCCGAAGAUAUACCAGCGAGCUUGCCGGAAGCGGAAAAGCUCUUGUCGCAGCAUCAGACGAUCAAGGAAGAGAUCGACAACUACAAGGACGAAUACGCCAAGAUGAUGGAGUACGGAGAGAAAAUUACAGCCGAACCUUCGACCCAGGACGAUCCUCAGUAUAUGUUCCUUCGCGAGCGUCUGAAGGCACUCCGCGAGGGCUGGGCCGAGUUACAACAGAUGUGGGAGAACAGACAGCAGUUACUCACACAGUCCCUGGAACUACAGCUGUUGCAGCGGGACGCGAGACAGGCUGAGGUGUUGCUCGCACACCAAGAGCACAGACUGGCUAAGACUGAACCGCCAGCAAACCUCGAACAAGCUGAAAACAUGAUAAAAGAGAACGAAGCAUUCCUUACUACUAUGGAGGCGAACGACGACAAGAUAAACUCAGUGGUUCAGUUCGCUAACCGGCUCGUCGAAGAGAGGCACUUCGAUGCCGACAAGAUACAACGCAAGGCGGAGAGCAUUCGUUCGAGACGCGAUGCCAACAAGGAGAAGGCCUUACAGCAGAUGGAGAAACUGCAAGACCAGCUGCAACUCCACCAGUUCCUGCAGGAUUGUGACGAACUAGGUGAAUGGGUACAAGAGAAGAACGUCACCGCACAAGACGACACGUACCGCUCCGCCAAGACCAUCCAUUCUAAGUGGACCCGCCAUCAAGCUUUCGAAGCGGAAAUCGCCGCCAACAAGGAACGCCUCUUCGCCGUGCAGAACGCGGCCGAGGAACUCAUGAAACAGAAGCCCGAAUUCGUUGAAGUGAUUUCACCAAAAAUGCACGAACUUCAAGAUCAGUUCGAGAAUCUGCAGACGACUACGAAGGAGAAGGGCGAGCGGCUCUUCGACGCGAACCGCGAAGUGCUCCUCCACCAGACGUGCGACGACAUCGACUCCUGGAUGAACGAGCUGGAGAAACAGAUCGAAAACACGGACACUGGCACUGAUCUGGCAUCUGUCAACAUUCUGAUGCAGAAGCAACAGAUGAUCGAGACUCAGAUGGCCGUUAAGGCGAAGCAGGUCACGGAGUUGGAGACCCAAGCCGAGUACCUCCAGAAGACGGUCCCCGACAAGAUGGAGGAGAUCAAGGAGAAGAAGAAGUCCGUGGAACAGAGAUUCGAACAGCUCAAGGCGCCGCUUCUGGAUCGCCAGAGGCAGCUCGCCAAGAAGAAGGAAGCCUUCCAAUUCCGUCGCGACGUCGAGGAUGAGAAACUGUGGAUUCACGAGAAACUACCGGUAGCUAGCAACACCGACUACGGCAACUCACUGUUCAACGUACAGAUGCUACAGAAGAAGAACCAGUCGCUGAAGACCGAAACAGACAACCACGAGCCCAGGAUAUUGACCGUCAUCUCCAAUGGACAGAAAUUGAUCGACGAGGGUCACGAAGAUGCACCCGAAUUCAAAAGUCGUAUUGAAGAACUCACCGCUCGUUGGCGAGAACUUAAAGAUGCCAUCGAACAACGUAAAAACAACCUGUCCCAAUGGGAGAAGGCUCAACAAUAUCUGUUCGACGCGAACGAAGCUGAGGCGUGGAUGAGCGAGCAGGAGCUGUACAUGAUGGUCGAGGAUCGCGGAAAAGACGAGAUAUCGGCACAGAACCUGAUGAAGAAGCACGAGAUACUGGAACAGGCUGUGGAUGACUACGCACAGACCAUCAGACAGCUGGGAGAAACUGUGCGACAACUCACCAGCGAGGAACAUCCGCUAAGUGAGCAAAUCUCUGUGAAGCAAUCUCAAGUGGACAAGCUAUACGCGGGUCUUAAGGAUCUGGCCGGCGAGCGUCGCGCUAAGCUGGACGAAGCUCUGCGUCUCUUCCAGCUGUCGAGGGAGGUCGACGACCUGGAGCAGUGGAUCACAGAGAGGGAACUGGUCGCCAGCUCCCAGGAGCUCGGCCAGGACUACGAUCAUGUCACGUUACUUUGGGAGAGAUUCAAGGAGUUCGCUCGCGAAACUCAAAGCGUUGGAUCAGAAAGAGUCGGGACGGCGGAGAGGAUCGCCGACCAGAUGAUCUUUAUGGGACAUUCAGACAACGCCACCAUCGCCCAGUGGAAGGAGAGUCUGAGAGAGACCUGGCAGGAUCUACUGGAACUCAUCGACACGAGGACACAGAUGUUGGCCGCGUCCCGUGAGCUACACAAGUACUUCCACGACUGCAAGGAUACUCUCCAGCGUGUGAACGAGAAGGCGCGCGGAGUCAGCGAGGAGCUGGGACGGGACGCAAUCAGUGUGAGCGCGCUCCAGAGGAAACAUCACAACUUCAUGCAAGACCUCAGCACGCUACAGCAACAGGUGGAAGCCAUAGAAUCCGAAUGCAGCCGUCUCGGAGCUUCGUACGCUGGUGAGAAGGCGGCCGAGAUAACCCGCCGUGCCGGCGAGGUGGUGGAGGCGUGGCGGGCUCUGCAGGCGGCGUGCGGCGCGCGGCGGGAGAAGCUCGAGGACGCUGACCAACUGUACCGGUUCAUCAGCAUGGUGCGAGACCUCACGCUGUGGAUGGACGACGUCGUGCGCUCCAUGAACACCGGGGAGAAGCCGCGUGACGUAAGCGGCGUGGAACUGCUCAUGAACAACCACCAGUCCCUGAAGGCGGAGAUCGAAACCAGAGAGGACAAGUUCACGGCCUGCAUCAGUCUGGGACGAGAGCUACUGGCGCGGCAACACUACGCCUCGCCCGACAUCAGGGACAAACUGUUACAGCUCACCAACCAGAGAAACGCUCUGCUGAGGAGGUGGGAGGAGCGCUGGGAGAACUUGCAACUCAUUCUCGAGGUGUACCAGUUCGCCCGCGACGCGGCGGUGGCGGAGGCCUGGCUGAUCGCUCAGGAGCCCUACCUCAUGUCACAGGAACUGGGACACACCAUUGACGAGGUGGAGAGCCUCAUCAAGAAACACGAAGCCUUCGAGAAGUCCGCGGCCGCCCAAGAAGAUCGCUUCUCAGCGCUGCAGAGGCUCACCACCCUUGAAACGAAAGCGGGAUCUCUAUGGCCCAAAGAAAAACCGUGGGAAACGUACGACGAAUCCUCUUUUAUCUAUCAACCCCCCACUUGCGAUAAAAUAAAAAAUCGCCCUCCAGCCUUAAAAAUCACAGACGACCGCCCCGUCUCCGAAAUAAUAUGCGAAAUAGUGCACACGAAUGAUAAAUAUAAGCUGCCAGAGAAAUGUAGGUCGAAACGAGCACACGGCAGCCAAACCACCAAGCCAGCGGCCAAAAACGACUCGUAUCUGUGGACGGUUGUAAAGAACAGUCUGUCGACGAUAUCCGAGGACAGCACUCCACAGCGGUCGCCGCUAAAGACACCUCUAUCACCAGAGAUUUACAGUUCAAUAUUCUUCGAAUAUAAUUAUGAGAAUGAGAAAAGUGACGAUAGAUUGGCCUGCGUCGAUUUGAUACUAUGGGAGAGACUAUCAUACCUGGGAGUAUAUCCAAAUGUGUCGCUACUGAGACGGCGCAGCACUUCCUCGUCCAAGUCCGGCAGUAGAAAGAGUCUGUGGAAGAGAUUGUCAUGGAAAAGAAAGUCCUGUGACGGUGACAAUAGCAGCGAUAUCGCCGUGCUGUCGCUACCCGGCCUGACGAGCAGCACGAGGGACAUCAACGAUCUCGGAAACGAAAUUAAAUCCAUUCCAUUAACAUCUUCAUUGCUUUUAUUAUCACAAACACGCAGCCUGUUGUUCCCAGAAGGUGACUGGUACUAUAACUAUAUGGAUAGUUUCGAGGUGAAGGAGAUGAAGCGGCGCCAGGAGGCGGCGGAGGCUGCGGAGAGAGAGAGACUCGAGAGAGAGGCAGAGGCUGCGGCCCGCGACACGCUAGACGCGGCCCAGGAACAGGAGCACGAGCCCGAAGAUUCCCCCACUCCCGCCACCCUGACCCCGACCCCGCCCGCGACAGUCGAUGACCCCCGACCCCCGCAGAAACAGACCCCAGCGAAACCCGCCAGACUCUCCACAGCCGGAACCAGCUCGACUCCAGUGACGCCAUCUACUUCCGGUAAGGUGAAGACGCGAUCUAGAAGCAAGUCGCCGUUCAGAAGCUUCCGUUGGAGAACGGCCAAGAAACUCCUGACGGGAGCUCAUCACAGCGACGACGAAGAGGGCGUAAGUCCCGCAGGGGAGGACGAGGGCGUCGAAGGGACGUUGGUUCGUAAACACGAGUGGGAAUCAGCAGCCAAGCGAGCCUCCAACAGAUCGUGGGACAAACUGUACGUGGUCGCUAAGGACGGCCGCAUGGCGUUCUACAAGGACGUGAAGUCUUACAAGGCAGCGCCGGAGCAACACUACCGCGGGGAGGCCCCGCUCGACCUCAACGGAGCCGUGGUGGAGGUGGCCGCCAACUACACCAAGAAGAAACACGUCUUCCGUCUCAGACUGAGCAGCGGCGCGGAGUUCCUGCUGCAGGCUCACGACGAGGCGGACAUGUCGUCGUGGUUGGAGGCGCUCCGGGCCCGCGCCGCCGCCCCCGCGCCCCGCUCACACACGCUGCCCGCACACACCGCGCACGAACCCAAGAGGAGGUCCUUCUUCACCCUCAAGAAGAACUAAGAGAUGAAGGAGAGCCGCAGCCGCCCGUAUCGCCCGCAUCACGUUUCUCAUUACGCCCCGAGCACGCGCCUGGCUCCGUGCUCCGUGCCCGUGCCCGCGCCCGCGCCGGUUCCCGGACGCCGCAUAUUUCUCACGACGCUUGCUAUAGCAAGCUUUGCUAAUGAAGAAAUUGUGUAGAGCGGCCUUCUGACGACUGUAGCACUUUUGUUAUUAUUUUGUUGCGUACAAAAAUUAUUUAAGACUGUUCGAUAUUUGAGUGUUUGAUCGUUUGCCUUGGUCUGAUAUUUAUUGAUCGGUCCCCGCGCCGACCCAACUCAUCCCAUCGUGUUCGUUGUAUCUUUAAAACGAUUAUUGAAGACAUAUUAUUAUUGAGAUGAAAAUAAAAUUAAUAAAUUGCGACGCUAUUUAUGAAUAGACGACUUCUAGUGUUUAACUCAGAUGACAUAUAUUAUAUAUAUAUAUAUAUAUAUAUAACUUAUAAAUCAUAGUGUACAUUCAGUUGAUCUAGACAUGUAUGAUGUUUUAUUAUCAGACAUUAAAAAAAAACCUAUUCUUUAAACGUUCUAUAGAGUAUCGACGACCAAGUUAAUGAACGGAAAUUGAAAAUUAUAUCGAUGUAACCGCAUUUACAUAACGUAGAUAACUCGACCAGUGAUUGAUGCAUCGUGAACCGUCGACUCCAGCUGUGGCAGUGUCUGUGUGGAGCUCGGCACCGAGUUCGUUAGGUGUAACUUAUUGAAAUGCUCUUAACCGACUCCGACGUCGCUGUCGGCCAUGACCGCUUAUCAUUAAUGGUUCACACUGAAUGUCAUUCUGCGUUCGUUACGCUGAGAGCCGACAGCGAUCUCCGAGUACAUAAUAUCCUUAUGAUAAAAUUAAUUCAAGAUGUAAGUAUGCUUUACGCCUCAUAUCGUGCUUUUAAGGGAUGUAACGUCUAUUGGUAUAUGUAAUGUUUUUAUUUUUUAUUUUAAUGAUUAUUUUACUGCCAACGUUUCACAAAUUGUUAUUUUAAUACGUACGACUAUAUCCGACGACACCAUUAGAUUUUAUUGAUCACAUUUUAUUUGUGUUAUUACAUAGUAUUUCAUUGUAUAGCUGGCUGGGUGCGCUUGCGAGUUGUCUCGUCACACGAAGCCUCUAUAAUGUUUAAAUAUUUUAUUUCAAAAUUUUACUUUUAUUUUGAUGAAAAUAUAAUAAAUGAUGUUUUCAAGUAA